UCGCCAGGAUUAAAGGCUGGUUGCGCUACACAGCGCGCCGCGCCACGGCCGGCAUGCCUCUGUCUCCUCUCCCGGCUGCGGCCCGUCAGUCCCAACCUCGCCUGGCUUCUCUAAAAACGAAGCAAGCGAAAUUCGCUUUUACGCAGCCUUCCGUCCGAAGGCCUGGGAUGAGGGAAGCGCCCAGUGGAGAUCCGGGAACGUCACGCUGUGUCCCUCUUUUGCAGCCCGUCCCGGAAAAAGCCAGUUCCAAGGUGGACCUGACGUCCCAAGAUGAGUCGGAAAAGAAGCCUCUGCCUGCGGAGACAAAGUCGUUUGCGGUGGGCAUCUUCAAGGGCCAGAUCAUCACGGAGCAAGUCUUCCCUUAUCCUUCAGUCCUGAACGAGGAGCAGUCCCAGACUCUGCAGGAGCUGGUGGGCCCCGUCUCUCGCUUCUUUGAGGAUGUGAACAACCCGGCCCGGAACGACGAGCUGGAGCAGGUGGAGGAGAAUACGAUGCAAGGCCUGAAAGAGCUGGGGGCCUUCGGCCUGCAAAUCCCCAUCGCCCUGGGCGGGCUGGGGCUCACCAACACCCAGUACGCUCGGUUAGUUGAGAUUGUGGGCAUGCACGACCUGGGAGUGGGCAUCACCCUCGGCGCCCAUCAGUCCAUUGGCUUCAAGGGAAUUCUGCUCUACGGCUCCCCCAAGCAGAAGGAGAAAUACCUGCCCAAGUUGGCAGCAGGGGAGACCAUCGCCGCCUUCUGCCUCACCGAGACCACCAGCGGCUCCGACGCAGCCUCGAUCCGGAGCAGGGCUGAGCUCAGUCCCUGCGGCUCCUACUAUACCCUCAACGGGAGCAAACUCUGGAUCAGCAACGGUGGCAUUGCUGACGUAUUUACCGUGUUUGCCAAAACACCGCAGAAAGAUGAGACGGGCGCAAUGAAGGACAAGAUAACGGCCUUCAUCGUGGAGCGAUCUUUCAAGGGGGUCACCAGCGGCCCCCCUGAGAAGAAGAUGGGCAUCAAGGCAUCCAACACGGCCGAAGUCUACUUUGACGGAGUCCGCGUCCCGGCAGAGAACGUUCUGGGGACGCCUGGGGCUGGGUUCAAGGUGGCCAUGAACAUCCUCAACAACGGGCGAUUUGGCAUGGCAGCUGCGUUGGCUGGCACCAUGCGGGCUCUAAUUGGCAAGGCGGUGGACUUUGCGGCCAACCGAACCCAGUUUGCGGAAAAGAUCCAUAAGUUUGGUGUGAUCCAGGAGAAGCUGGCUCGCAUGGCCAUGCUGCACUACGUGACAGAGUCGAUGGCGUACAUGAUCAGUGCAAACAUGGACCGGGGGGCUUCGGACUUCCAGAUCGAGGCGGCCAUCAGCAAAGUCUUUGGCUCGGAAGCUGCCUGGACGGUUUCAGAUGAAUGCAUCCAGACCAUGGGUGGAAUGGGAUUCAUGAAGGAAGCCGGGGUGGAGCAAGUGAUGCGCGAUUUGCGCAUCUUCCGGAUCUUCGAGGGCACCAACGAUAUCUUGCGGCUUUUCAUUGCCCUCUACGGAUUUCAGAACGCAGGGAAUCAGCUCCGUGGUUUGCAGCAGGCCAUCAAGAACCCCUUUGGGAACGCUGGGCUCUUGGUCAGCGAGGCCGGCAAGCGGGUGCGCAGGAGAGCAGGCUUGGGGACAGGGAUUACCCUGAAAGGUGUGGCGCACCCAAGUUUGGAGUCCAGCAGUGAGCAGACUGUCCGAGCAGUUGACCUCUUUGCGGGCGUCAUCGAGGAGCAGCUUCUCAAACACGGGAAGAAGGUCAUUGACGAACAGUUUAUGCUGAAGCGCAUUGCUGACAGCGCAAUUGAUAUCUACGCCAUGGUGGUCGUUCUGUCCAGAGCAUCGCGGUCCCUGGAACAGGGUCAAGCUACUGCUGAGCACGAGAAGGUGCUUUGCGAGACCUGGUGCAUGGAGGCCUACGAGCGAGUCGCCCAGAACCUGACGUCCCUCCAGUCCAGCUCCUCCCAGCAGCUCUUCAAGAACCUUCGGGUCAUCUCCAAAGCAUUGGUGGAGAACGGAGGGGUGGUCUCCCCCUACGCCCUGGGUUUCUGAGACCCCCAGCGUUCAGGGCUCAUUCCCCUGCCUGCGCUAGAAGAUGGGGCGCCAUUUUUGGAAAGAGAGGCCUUGUUGUUCUCCAAAAGCCUUAACGUCGUCCGCAGACGUCCCCGUUUUUGAGACCCUUCCGGCGAGGGAAAUGUCGCCGUUGGCCUUCCAGGUGCCAGCGGUCACAGGCUCCCUGGACAUUCAGCCGUCCAGUUGCUUUUGCAGUCCCCGCUGUUGUGUUGUACUUUCUGAGAGUUACUAUUAAAUGGUUUUAUCCAAUA
Molecule: messenger RNA, 2329 nt
Organism: Python bivittatus (Burmese python)
Lineage: Eukaryota; Metazoa; Chordata; Lepidosauria; Squamata; Pythonidae
Source: RefSeq, a predicted model, not a curated record